CUGUCAUUGACCAAAACACGCGCCGGUCUCCGUGGCAGCCGAGGGGCGGGGGCGCGGACGCGGGCGGGGGACGCGCCCCGCACCGCCGCCGUUGCGCAGUGCAGACCGGGAGAGGCGAGCAGGGACUCAGGGAGCAGGGCGGAGCGGGGCAGAGGUGAUCGAGGUGCUCUCAAGAAAUGAACCUGUAACCUUCCGGGACUCCGGCGAUCCACUGACCACGCGCUCAACAUGCGGACAGGUGUGUUCAUGGAGCCUCACCUGGACCGGAUGGGCUCCUGUAUCUUGUCUCUUCUCCUACUGAUACACCUGUGCCUGGCAGCUCCGGGCCUCACCGGCUCAGAGAGAGAGGAAACACUCGAUGCUCACCCCCCUUUUGUAGCACUGCGCAAUCCAUUUGGCUCUGCAGAGGAGGAUCGUGGGCUGCUGCAGAGUUACAUUCAGGAGAACGUGAAGAGCAGCCCCGAGGAGCCAGAGCUCAGCACCAGGGAACAAGAGGUCUUCUUCUUGUUUCGACUUUAUGACUAUGAUCGCAGUGAUUUCUUGGAUGGUUUGGAGAUGAUGAAAUUACUCUCAGACUACAACUCCCAUCAUACACCUGGGGCACAGGCCAGUGAGCAGGUGGUUUCCAUGGUGGAUUUCUUACUCCAGACUCAGGAUUUGAACCACGAUGGCCUGCUGACGCCAUCUGAGCUGCUCUCUCCUCCACUCACUCACACACAGGACUCGAGUAACGCUGCACCUCCCCGUGAGGUGAAAGUGGAGGUGGAGACGUCAAACACCAAUACUGAAGAGAACGCAGAAGCGACAGAGCAGGAGGGGGGAGAGGAGGGCCAUGAAGACAUGAAAUUUCUAGAGGAAGAGCAACCUCAACAUGAAGUGGAAACAGAAGAACAGGAAGUUCAACAUGAAGAACAACAAAUACCAGAAGCAGCAGCGCAGGAGGAGCAAGUCCACAGAGUCCCCGUGCAUCAAGGGCAGCCAGAGAUAUGAGUGCACGCACAAACGAGGAGCCACCACUUUAUCAAACUGAUGCUUUGAAGAACUAUCUCUUGAGAAUUGUCUUCCCCACAGAUGGUCUUUUUUUCUGGGAUUGCUGCUGUGGAUUACAAAGUGAUUUGAGCGUUGGGAUACUCUCCGUGUGAAUGAAAUGAUUCCCCGAGCUGAUGAAGAAACAAAAGGCCAGAGUUCAAAAUGCAAUAUUGACAACAAAAGUAAAACAAAAGCCAUUACUGAUCAAAUAAAGCUGUGUUGUUGUUGUUCUUGUUUUUUUUUUUUUGUUUUUUUUACCAUAUUAUAUCAAAUCUAAAUUGCUGAUAAAAUGUAUUUCACAGCACCGACGUUGUUCCAUUUACUUGACACUACCUUAGCAUUUAUGUCUACCUUCUCAGCUGUCAAAUGGAUUUUAGUGUUUGAUGUCCACAUUUCGGGGCUUUAUGAUAUUAUGAUAUUAACAUAUGUUUAGCAUUUAGCUUUUACGUGCAUGGACUGCACCUGAUCUGUUUUCAUAAGCAGUUUUUCCUGUCAUCCUUUACUCCCCCCAAAAAUGUUUUCCUGAAGAGUUCACUUACCGUGUAAACAGUAAUAUAAAACUCUGAUUUAUUCAUUUCUUCACAGAGUUAGAGCUUUUUGCAGUCUGAUCCAUUUCAAGUCAUUUUUUCAGGUCAAGUUCGAACAAAAUAAAAAGUGAAUAGAAUGAUUGAUUUAGGCUAUGCCGGCAUAUAGGAAGUGUUUACAAUUAAAACAAUUCAACUUUUAGUUCUCCCAUUAAUACCAAUCACACUGCUGGAAAAAAGAGUAUGUAUUUGUCUUGUUUGUUUGAAUAUGUUGAAUUUGUUAUAGCUGAGAGAAAUAAUGAAGUUACAAGGGCACAGUGUAUUGUUUUUAUAUCAAAUUAAAUUGAAAUUAUAAUUGAAAAAAUUGGUCUUUUCUAAACUCGUUGACCUGACAUGAUUCAUUCUCCUCCUAAAUGGAAAUGACUUAAAUAGCACAUAUUAAAAAUCAUGUACCAGUGAUUGAAUUAUCACUAAUCAUUCAUUCUCACACAGCAUCAGCCCUGAUUAUUCAUCUUGUCUUGUGGAAUUUUAACCUUUGCCGUCUGAUCUUUGCACAUGGGUUUCUGGUUGAUUACAGCCUCACGCAUAGAGUAGUGGAGGUUUAACUGAUUAGCCAUGGGCAGCUCACAGAGAACACAGGCUGACUCUGAAUAGGAGGACUACUUGUUGAUCAUUUUUUCAAGCCUCAGCUUCACUGUUCAAAGCAGAGUUACUGAUAUUCAUCCUCAUUCUAACUGAGUCUAAUGAAGAAUAACAGUUGUUUUUCAUUUAGUUACACAUACAUACAGUCCACUGUCCACAGAUAAUCCUAUUUUACCCCAUUAUAAAUAUUCAUUUCAUGUUUUGUUUUCAGUAAGGUUUCUUUUUUAUGCCUAAACGUUAUGCUCUCUUUUAUUUUUAGUCUAACAGUUGUAUCAUUUUGUAACACAGCAAAUUUGUAUGGAUGUGAAU
Salarias fasciatus (jewelled blenny) is the source of this 2504-nucleotide messenger RNA. It is a transcript of the gene cgref1, whose product is annotated as cell growth regulator with EF-hand domain 1. Bases 229 to 990 code for a protein of 253 amino acids. The record is from RefSeq and is a predicted model, not a curated record. NCBI's taxonomy places the organism in Eukaryota, Metazoa, Chordata, Actinopteri, Blenniiformes, Blenniidae. Gene Ontology annotation, molecular function: calcium ion binding. The transcript is spliced from 7 exons.